AAAAGUGAAAGCUAUAUAUACUCCCCUCCACCAUCAAAAUCUUCACAGAAAAAAAACAACCACCAACUCUUCCCGGUAGCUCAAUUCAUCUCCAAAAAUGGAAAACGGAAUCAACAACGGUGCUGGAGCCAUAACAGUCUCGGCUCUCAAUUAUAUUGAUCUCUCAAGCACGGACACUCACCAAUCCGUCUCUCUUCUCAAACAGGCCUGUUUGGAUUGCGGUUUCUUCUACGUGGUAAAUCAUGGGAUAAGUGAGAAAUUCAUGGACGAGGUGUUUUCACAGAGCAGGAGGAUGUUCAGUUUACCGUUGAGUGAAAAGAUGAAGCUUUUGAGGAACAAGAAGCACAGGGGUUAUACUCCUGUUCUUGAUGAGCAUCUGGACCAUGAAAACCAAGUUCAUGGAGAUUACAAGGAGGGGUAUUACAUAGGAGUUGAGGUAGCUGAAGAUGACCCAAAAGCGGAAAAGCCAUUUUAUGGUCCUAAUGUUUGGCCUGCACCAGAUAUCUUACCUGGGUGGAGGGAGACCAUGGAAGAAUUUCAUAGAGAAGCCUUAGAGGUGGCUAAAGCAGUUUCUAGGCUCAUAGCCCUUGCUCUUGAUCUAGAUGUUCAUUUCUUUGAUAAGCAAGAAAUGCUUGGUGAGGCUAUUGCGACGUUGCGAUUACUACACUAUGAAGGAAAAAUAUCUGAUCCAUCAAAUGGAAUUUUCGGAGCGGGAGCUCAUUCUGACUUCGGUCUCGUUACCCUCUUGGCAACCGAUGAUGUCUUAGGCCUCCAAAUAUGCAGGGAUAAGGAUGCCAAACCUCAGUUAUGGGAAUACGUACCGCCGGUUAAAGGAGCAUUUAUAGUGAAUCUUGGCGACAUGCUAGAACGCUGGAGCAACUGCAUAUUCAAGUCCACAUUGCAUAGAGUUGUUGGGAACGGUCAAGAGAGAUAUUCCAUUGCAUACUUCGUAGAACCUAGUCAUGAUUGUCUUGUGGAGUGCCUGCCUACGUGCAAAUCAGAAAAUAAUCCUCCCAAGUUUCCUCCAAUCUUAUGUCGCACUUACCUGAGCCAGCGCUAUAGUGAUACUCAUACCGAUCUGACUAAAUACGAAGAAAUUAAGAAAUAAGUAUGCCACUCGUCUGCAAUUCAAGAUGAAUCUCUUUUCUUAGAUAGCUAGCAUAGUACUUGACAAUGUGCUAAUCAGGGUUCGAGAUGCCUUUCCGACCCUCUGUAAAUUCAUAAAGUGUUCUGCUUUCAUAUCCUUCCAUUCAAAGAUUGCAAGAUGUUUUGCAACUUCAGGAAACAAUAAAGGGGAUGAGCUGUUGCAGUCUUUUCAUGUAUACUAUAUGAAAAGGAGAUUCCUAUGAGUACAAUAGUGACCCUUUCAGCUCUUUCGGUGAAUAAAUUAACGAUGAUGUUAGUGGCAUUACUGGCAUCUCCUCUUUUAUCACUUUCUCUUUACAAUAAUUCUUCUCGGAUAUGGAAGAUGUUAAUGAUUGAUGAAGAAUGAGAGAUGAGA
Molecule: messenger RNA, 1501 nt
Organism: Fragaria vesca subsp. vesca
Lineage: Eukaryota; Viridiplantae; Streptophyta; Magnoliopsida; Rosales; Rosaceae
Product: probable iron/ascorbate oxidoreductase DDB_G0283291-like
Exons: 11
Coding region: 98-1108 (336 amino acids)
Source: RefSeq, a predicted model, not a curated record